Molecule: messenger RNA, 942 nt
Organism: Cyphellophora attinorum
Lineage: Eukaryota; Fungi; Ascomycota; Eurotiomycetes; Chaetothyriales; Cyphellophoraceae
Exons: 1
Coding region: 1-942 (313 amino acids)
Cellular component (GO): nucleus
Molecular function (GO): nucleic acid binding
Source: RefSeq, a predicted model, not a curated record
AUGAAGUUACUCAACCAGUUGUGCCAACCUCUGGACACCAGUCGAGGCGAUGUCAUGCUACGAAUACUUGAGCAUAGCCUGAACCCCGACAAAACACUGAUUCCACAACACCUAAAGGAUCCUAUACUGAUCUCAAUCGAUGUCGGCGCUAACUCAGAACACAAUUUAAAAUUGAGCGAUGUGGGCAUCGCAUGCCUAGACUCCCGCUUUCUCACAAGUCCAGGCAUUGUGAACGCAGUAAGCACCAGACUGCUGCAGGUUCGACGACGAAGGCCUUCUCGCAAACGCCACUAUUACUUCGGUGAACCAGAAAAAUGUCCAGCGGACACGAUUCAAGACAUACUCCAGAAAAUCUUCAACCAAAACGAUGAAGAGCAAGGAGGUCUCCGCAAUGUCUUCUUGGUAGGACACGACAUCCCGAACGACGUGUCUUUCCUCAGGAAGAUCAUAGGCUUCGAUCUCGGCUCGAUGCCCUCGAUCACCGCCUUGAUAGACACUCAGCAGCUCGCCAGAUCUGUCUUUACGAGUCAGUAUACGCACCCCCCGUCUCUGAAAGACACGAUGCAGAAUCUGGGGGUAAGAGCCCUCGCGCUUCACAACAGUGGCAACGAUGCGAUGUACACCCUCAAGAUCGUUUUUCAUCUACUAUGCAUCCACCACACGGCCGCCGUCGAGCGAUCAGAGCCAUACGUCCAACCUCGAUCAUAUUACUACGACAAGAAGCCCACUGCGCUGCUCUGGCGAGAGCGCCUCGAUCUUCUGAAACAAGCUGUAGACUGCUAUCCCACAAUCUCGCCUCGAGAACGCAGACUAGCUAGGCGUCGACCUAAACCUCCUCGUGUGGACAAGCCAGACCUAUGGAAUACAGAUUCGACUUCAGAUGAAGAGCCAGAAGGCAUUUUGGCUUCCAUAUUCGGCGAUGAGUUGUGUUCCGAUUUGUGA